AUGAGACCCAACUAUAAUCAUGUCUUCUGGAAAGAAAGAUUCUUAGCAGGGUUACCCCCUCUCUUUGCUGAAAGAGUUAAAACUCAUCUUAGGAACAUUCAUGGAGGGACUUAUGACUUAACCCAUUACUCUUAUGGUAGUCUCAUAAAUGAAAUUACCAAAGAAGGAUUAGCCCACUAUAAUGACAUGAACUUAAGAAAUCAGCUUAAGAAGCAAAGACGGACUGGUAAGAAGGGAGUGGGGCAGUUCUGCCAACAGUUUGGAUAUAACUUGAGAAUGCCAAAACCAAAUUCCUCUUCUAAGAAAGAAAAAUUCUUUAAGAAAAGAAACUUUUAUAAAAAGCCUCAUAAAUUUAUUCCUAGAAAAGAUAAACAUGUCUCUACAUCUUAUAAGCAAAAAUCUUUCCCUAGGUGGGGUGCUAAAUGCACCAGAGCGACCAAAGAUCAAGCCAGGCCACGAAAUAGACAACCCGGCAAACAAAGAAUUAAUCAAUUAGCCAUUCCUGACAAUGAUAAAGCCGAACUUCUCAAAAUCUUAUCUGAAGAUUUUGAAAUCCAAUCCCAUACUUCUGAUGAGGAUAAUAUCCAUAUCAAUGAAUCCUCUUCCUCCUUUGAACCUCAAUCCGAGUGUGAGAAAAGCAAGUGUGAAUUUGAUUAUUAUAAAGCCAUCAUAAAAAUGAAUGGAUUAAGCAUUAACACUCUUACUCAAAAUGAAACUUUUAUGCUAGACUUGAUAGAUACUAUUGCCGAUCCACAAGCCAAACAAGAAGCAAUAGAGAGACUUAUUAGUCUUCAAAAGGAUAAAACCUCUAGGGAUUUUAAAACAGAUCCAAAAGAGAUAUCUGCAUCUCCCGCCCAUACUCUAAGAGAGGUCUUAAAUAGAACCACUCCACCCAAACCUGUAACUUUAGAAGAUUUAAAGCAAGAGGUUAAUAACCUAAAAUCUGAAACAAAAUCCCAUAGAACCUAA
Tripterygium wilfordii is the source of this 969-nucleotide messenger RNA. RefSeq lists its product as uncharacterized. NCBI's taxonomy places the organism in Eukaryota, Viridiplantae, Streptophyta, Magnoliopsida, Celastrales, Celastraceae. Bases 1 to 969 code for a protein of 322 amino acids. The transcript has 2 exons. The record is from RefSeq and is a predicted model, not a curated record.